Molecule: messenger RNA, 2117 nt
Organism: Ilyonectria robusta
Lineage: Eukaryota; Fungi; Ascomycota; Sordariomycetes; Hypocreales; Nectriaceae
Product: putative phosphatase regulatory subunit-domain-containing protein
Exons: 1
Coding region: 421-1791 (456 amino acids)
Biological process (GO): regulation of glycogen biosynthetic process
Cellular component (GO): protein phosphatase type 1 complex
Molecular function (GO): glycogen binding; protein phosphatase 1 binding
Source: RefSeq, a predicted model, not a curated record
CAAAGUGCCGGUGGCGCCGUCUACCAUGUCUUUCUCCUUGGCGAAUGUACACCGAGAGAAGAGGAAGAAUGGAAAACUUUCGAUGUUUUAGCGUACCCUCCACAGUUACAUCACCAAUCGCUAUCACCAACACCAACACCCAUCACUUAAACACCACCAUGCAUAUAGGGCAUCGCACCACCAGCGAAUAUUUGCUCGCACCGCUUCCCUACCACUCAGCCUCAUCAUAUCAUUCUAAGAUCCAAAAAAAUCGAACUCUUUACGGCUAAUAUUGCUAUAAUUGAGCGCUUGGCACCAUUUGAUUCUGCAGCUGUCGCAUUCCCACCGUCGGUCACGUCGGCACCACUCGGCGACACUAUUCCAGCCUUCACACCGUUCCCACUGAGCGCUUACCCACAUCUCCUUGUCCUUGAUCCAAAAAUGCCAUACACUCGUCCAUUGAAACCAUCUCCAUGCUCCCCGUCAUCUGAGACAGUCCAUUUGGAUGUACCAUGGUCUUUGCCAACGAAACCCCGACAAUCUGAGAACCAAUCCGCUAAGAAUCUCCCCCAGGCGCUAAGGGACUCUCGGACUCAUGAAUCAUCCUUGACGCCGCCCCCUUCAGAUAUUGUGGCAGAUCUGAGAGCAUCCUGUGAUGCCCCUCACAAAUCCGAUGAUGCAGUCCUUACCGAAUCCGAAGACGAAACAGAGGACUGGCGACAAAGCAAACAGCGGGUAGUUCGCAAAAUGUCUGGCGAGUUGGUCCGGCCCAUACUACGCCCGCCGCCGUCUCGUCGGCGCCCUGCGAGCAUGCCAACCAGUCCCACCGCCACAAAGUCGGUUCACUUCCACAGCCACUUGGAAGAGACUCUCAAUUUUUUUCGAUUGGAUUGUCCCCUUUCUAUCAGCGCUGGGUCACGAUCCGGUCAAGUCGAUAAGAGCAGCAGGGAACGUCCCAUGUCCCGACAAGAUGCAGCGGGUCAGUGGGAGAUGGUUACGCCCAACUUCCCGCGGCAGAGCGGAUCGCGCGAGUCCCAAUUUGUGUAUAUCAAGAAGUUGAGGUUAUUGGACGACCAAAAUUCCAUGCAAGGCUUGGUGGCUGUCCGGAAUGUGGCAUUUCAAAAGUCGGUUACCUGUCGCUUCACGUUUGACAACUGGAAGACGACCUCGAACGUCGCCGCAGCAUACAGCGAUGGAAACGCCUCAGGAGAAGCCCCUUCGGGCUACGACUUUUUCGUCUUCACCAUUGAGCUCUCCGACAUUGUCAACCUCGAAUCCAAAAUUGCCCACUUGUCUGUCCGCUACGCCGUCAAUGGCCAAGAGUAUUGGGAUAACAACUCUGGCCGCAACUUUCAGGUCUGUUUCUUCAAGAAGACUUUGCCGCGGGAUGACAAUGUCCUGGUUCAGGUUGUUCCAUUGCAGUCACGUAAUGGCGUCCCCAAUAAUGUCACGGUGGUGAAGCCCACGUCUAGUCCCUUUCGAGGGUUGGACCUCGCAAAAUGUUACAGCAUCAGCGCAUCACUUAAUGCAACGGUCCGAGCUGCCAAACGCAAAGCUUCUAGAAACGACAGCGCGGGGUCUAUGAACGCUACGGUUGGCAGUCUCAAGCUAUCGUCUCGUUCAUUUGCGCAAAAGUCGACAAAGUCUGGCAUCAGUGCAGGCUGCUCCGAGUCAAAGUUCACCAUCUCAAUGCGCAGUGGCUCCGACAGAUACUGCUCCCAGCGUGCGCUGACAGCACACACCCUCCUUGGCGACAUCGACAUGUACGACAACUUAAACACAAUACCCUUUCGUCCGUAUGGGUUAUGUUGAAUGAUGGAUCGAUGGUUUCACUUUUGCCACUGGCUGUAUUUCUGAUUUGUGUUCUGCUGCCACUGGCCAUAUUCGAUAAUAAUAAAUGAAGAAGAUAGAUCUUGGGUCGAAUGGAUCCGAGAUAACAGAACAGAGGUAGUGUAGGAUAUUAGCGAUGUGGGCUGAGCUUGCAGCGAAAUGGCGCGGAAUUGGGGUGUACGAGAAUGACCAGGUUUCCCACACACUUCACUCAAAAUUCAUUCUUGAGUUUUAUAAAUAAAUCGAGCGCUAAAAGAUUUAUGAAGGGUCUAGAGAUUAGAUUGGAAGAAAACAUAGUUGACUUGUGG